Messenger RNA from Cuscuta campestris, 1707 nucleotides. NCBI's taxonomy places the organism in Eukaryota, Viridiplantae, Streptophyta, Magnoliopsida, Solanales, Convolvulaceae. The record is from the annotation of a GenBank genome assembly.
AUGUCGACAGAUGGGCGAUGGUACGCAUGGCUGCCGCGCUCACGCACCUCCGCCCUCUAACCUGCGCCGCCUCCGCCGCCGUGUACUCUUCCCGGCUGGUGCCGCAACCGCCGGACCUGAUCAAGUGGGUCAGGAGAGAAGGCGGGUCCGUCCACCCGUCGGUGAAGAUAGCAACCUCCGAGCGGCGAAAUGGCCUCGGUUUAAUUGCUUCUGAAGAUAUCCCCAAAGGAUCUGACCUAAUUUCUCUCCCGGAGAAUCUCCCGCUGCAGUUUGGCGCGGUGGAAGCUGAUUCUCCGAUGUCCAAAUUGGCUCAACAAGUCCCUGAGGAGCUAUGGGCUAUGAAAUUGGGUUUGAAGCUUCUGCAAGAAAGAGCAAGAAAAGGGUCUUUUUGGUGGCCAUACAUAUGCAAUCUUCCAGAGACUUAUAGUGUGCCUGUUUUCUUUCCUGGAGAAGAUAUAAAGAACUUGCAGUAUGCCCCUCUUCUUUAUCAGGUAAACAAGCGGUGCCGAUUUCUUCUAGAAUUCGAGAGACUAGUGAAACAAGAGCUAGAUAAUGUGAAGCAAGAUGAUCACCCUUUUGAUGGCCAACAUGUGGAUUCAUCUGCACUUGGGUGGGCCAUGUCAGCUGUUUCGUCUCGUGCAUUCCGCUUGUAUGGUGGCAAACAUCUAGACGGGACCCAUGAAGAUGUUCCGAUGAUGCUCCCACUAGUUGACAUGUGUAACCACAGCUUCCAUCCGAACGCAGAGAUAAUACAGGAACAUGAAGCUGGUGAUGGGAAAAUGCUUGUAAAGGUGAUUGCUGCAGAAAACAUAAAAGGAAAUGAUGAACUAGAACUGAACUAUGGUUGCCUGAACAAUGAUCUCUUUCUUAUUGAUUAUGGGUUUGUGGUGCCUUCAAAUCCCUAUGACUGCAUUGAGCUCAAGUAUGAUGCAGCUCUUCUUGAUGCUGCCAGCAUGGCUGCUGGAGUUCAUUCCCCAAACUUCUCUUCACCUGCCCCUUGGCAGAAAGAAAUUUUAUCCCACCUAAAUCUGGAGGGUGAAAACUCUGAUCUCAAGGUCAGGCUAGGGGGUUCGGAUGUCGUUGAGGGCCGUUUGGUGGCUGCUUUAAGGGCAUUGCUAUCGAACGACGAGGACUCGGUUCGAAACCACAGUAUAGACAUGCUCAAGUCACUGUCUGCCCAAUCUCCCCUUGGAACACCAAACGAAGUUGCUGCUCUCCGCACCAUUGUUGCCUUGUGUGUGAUUGCUCUAGGACACUUUCCUACUAAAAUCACGGAGGACGAGUCUUUGUUGAAACAGAACAUUUCUGAGACGACCGAUCUGGCUAUCCGGUUCAGGGUUGAGAAGAAGUCUGUGAUCAUAGAUGUCAUGAGAGAUCUUACAAAGAGGGUGAAGUUGCUUCUCUCAAAGGAAUCUGCCUCUGCUCAAAACUAGGUACCAUUUUACACCUUACCUUUUGGGGCAAUUUGUAUGUCUGCUUUCCUUCUAGGUUUCUGAUUGCAUGGAACUUGCCACAAUUUGGGUAAAAAAAAAACCCCAAGAAAAUGGGGCUUUAAUGUUUGGUUUUACCUUGGAAAUAUUGAAGGAAGAAUGUCUUUUUAAUUUUUAUUUUUCAGAUAUGUUUAGACUUUAGAUUGUAGUGUUUACAACAACAACCUAGUCCAUUAUUUAAUGUACAACAACAAGCAAAUGAAGUUUAAUGUGCAUU